This is a messenger RNA of Penicillium salamii, 951 nucleotides long. NCBI's taxonomy places the organism in Eukaryota, Fungi, Ascomycota, Eurotiomycetes, Eurotiales, Aspergillaceae. The record is from the annotation of a GenBank genome assembly.
AUGGCAGCUUUUGUGAGAUUUCUGAUCUUUCUGCUCCAGAUUCUGCCUGCUCUGGGGUCCGUUCACUUUCCCAAUACUCGUGAGCUAUAUAGGUUCCCAAACGGAACUUGGCUCGAAAACAUCGCAGUGCGGCCUAACGGCAACCUUCUUAUCGCAGAUGCAACAACAUCAAGUCUCUGGGAGAUCAAGCCGUCAACUGACACUACCCACAGCUCUCCCGACCUCGUUCAUCGCUUCGAAGCCGCAACCGUGGGUGGAAUUGCCGAACUUGCACCAGACACCUAUGCAGUCAUUGUCUCCAAUUCCGUCUGGAGGAUUGACCUGAGCCAGCAUGCACAUAUUCCCCCGCCAGUUCGAAUCGCAGAUAUAAUAUCUGCUGGGUUCCUGAAUGGAGUGGCUGCACUCGACGAGGGCAAUGCGGUUGUCAUCUCGGAUUCCGAACUGGGUCUCGUGUGGUAUCUCAACAUCCAAUCUGGGAAUUAUAGCAUCCUGCACCGACAUGAGACCAUGGAAGCGAAUUCUGACUUGGGCAUUUUGAUCGGUGUCAAUGGUCUGAAAAUCCUGCACGACUACAUGUACUACAGCAAUAGUCCAAAGCAGAUUUUCUGCCGUGUUAGAAUCGAUACACGUACUGGUCGAGCUUUGGGGCCUUAUGAAAUCAUCAGUCAUGAUACACUUGCUGAUGACUUUGCGGUUGACUCAUGGGGCAUUGAAUACCUGGCUAGUCCGACAAACAAUGAGAUCAUCAAGGUUUACCCUGAUGGGUCUCAUGAGGUGGUUGCAGGCUCGAAAAAUUCGAGGGAGUUGAUGUCUGUGACCGCGGCGGCUUUGGGGAGGACACAAAGUGAUCGCCAUGUUCUUUAUGUCACAACCGGAGGGGAAACAGAGCAUGCCGUCAACACUACCGCGUCCUUGGGAGGGAAGGUUAUGGCGGUUCUCGUUGACAGUUAG